Myotis davidii is the source of this 3248-nucleotide messenger RNA. RefSeq names its product EH domain containing 3 (gene EHD3). Lineage: Eukaryota; Metazoa; Chordata; Mammalia; Chiroptera; Vespertilionidae. The record is from RefSeq and is a predicted model, not a curated record. Gene Ontology annotation, cellular component: cytoplasm; clathrin-coated pit; intracellular vesicle. Gene Ontology annotation, biological process: endosomal transport; clathrin-dependent synaptic vesicle endocytosis. Gene Ontology annotation, molecular function: GTP binding; calcium ion binding; molecular adaptor activity. The transcript is spliced from 6 exons. The coding region runs from base 40 to 1647 and encodes 535 amino acids.
UCCCCCUGGGCUGCGCGCAAGGGGCGAGCAGCCGCCGCGAUGUUCAGCUGGCUGGGUACCGACGACCGCCGGAGGAAGGACCCCGAGGUCUUCCAGACGGUGAGCGAGGGGCUCAAGAAACUCUACAAGAGCAAGCUGCUGCCCCUGGAAGAGCAUUACCGCUUCCACGAGUUUCACUCGCCCGCCCUGGAGGAUGCCGAUUUUGACAACAAGCCCAUGGUCUUACUGGUGGGCCAGUACUCCACUGGGAAGACCACUUUCAUCAGGUACCUUCUGGAACAGGAUUUUCCAGGCAUGAGGAUUGGGCCCGAGCCGACCACCGACUCCUUCAUUGCAGUGAUGCAGGGUGAGGUGGAGGGGGUCAUCCCUGGGAACGCUCUGGUGGUGGAUCCUAAGAAACCCUUCCGGAAACUCAACGCCUUUGGCAAUGCCUUCUUGAACAGGUUCGUGUGCGCCCAGCUGCCCAACCCCGUGCUGGAGAGCAUCAGCAUCAUCGACACGCCGGGCAUCCUCUCUGGGGAGAAGCAGAGGAUCAGCCGAGGGUAUGACUUUGCUGCCGUCCUCGAGUGGUUCGCCGAGCGGGUUGACCGCAUCAUCCUGCUCUUUGACGCCCACAAGCUGGACAUCUCUGAUGAGUUCUCAGAAGUCAUCAAGGCCCUCAAGAACCACGAGGACAAGAUGCGGGUGGUGCUGAACAAAGCCGACCAGAUCGAGACCCAGCAGCUGAUGCGGGUGUACGGGGCUCUCAUGUGGUCCCUGGGGAAGAUAGUGAACACCCCGGAGGUGAUCCGGGUCUACAUCGGCUCCUUCUGGUCCCACCCGCUUCUCAUCCCUGACAACCGGAAGCUCUUUGAGGCCGAGGAGCAGGACCUGUUCAAGGACAUUCAGAGUCUGCCCCGAAACGCUGCCCUGCGCAAGCUCAAUGACCUCAUCAAGAGAGCCAGGCUGGCCAAGGUCCAUGCCUACAUCAUCAGCUCUCUGAAGAAGGAGAUGCCCACCGUGUUCGGGAAGGACAACAAGAAGAAGGAGCUGGUGAACAACCUGGCCGAGAUUUACGGCCGGAUCGAGAGGGAGCACCAGAUCUCGCCUGGGGACUUUCCCAACCUGAAGAGGAUGCAGGACCAGCUCCAGGCCCAGGACUUUAGCAAAUUCCAGCCCCUGAAAAGCAAGCUGCUGGAGGUGGUGGAUGACAUGCUGGCCCAUGACAUUGCCCAGCUCAUGGUGUUGGUGCGCCAGGAGGAGUCGCAGCGGCCCGCCCCGAUAGUGAAGGGUGGCGCGUUCGAGGGCACCCUGCAUGGCCCCUUCGGGCACGGCUACGGGGAGGGGGCUGGAGAGGGCAUCGGUGAUGCUGAGUGGAUCGUGAUCAGGGACAAGCCCAUGUACGACGAGAUCUUCUAUACCCUGUCACCGGUCGACGGCAAGAUCACAGGUGCCAAUGCCAAAAAGGAGAUGUUGCGCUCCAAGCUGCCCAACAGCGUGCUGGGCAAGAUCUGGAAGCUGGCGGACAUCGACAAGGAUGGCAUGCUGGAUGACGAGGAGUUCGCACUGGCCAACCACCUCAUCAAGGUCAAGCUGGAGGGACAUGAGCUGCCCAACGAGCUCCCCGCCCACCUCCUGCCACCAUCCAAGAGGAAAGUUGCCGAGUGAUGGGAGGAGGAGGUUCAGAGCAGGCAGGUGUUACAGGAGCUAGGAGAGGCGGACACACACACUCACGGGCAUAGAUUUAGAGAACCGCGCAGCAGGUGAGAGGGACCAGCCAUCCCCAGGUUUCCAGGCUGGACACAAGUUCCCAGCAUCAGCAGAAGCACAGGGUCCCAGCUCCCAAGCCUCCGUCUCCAUUCCUCUCUCCUCCUGCAGAGGCAGGUAGUUCCCCGCCCACACGGCCCGCCCACCUCCACAUUCCCUGGACUCAGGACAGAUGGAAAUACUUUUCACUUACUAGACAAUUCACUUUGUUUUCUGAGCUUUCUCCCUGUCUUUGGUUUCCUACUAUGAAAUCUGCUCCGAGGCCGGGAGGUGUGUGGGAAGGGGCUGCUGCAAGGAGGGGGCGGGGAGGAGAGACAUCCCCGGGAAUCAGGGCCCGGCCUUGAACGCAGGUCCCCGCCUUGAAGAGACAUGGCCCUGAACUCCCUUCUUUCGGCCUCAGGCUCCAUCUGCCUCGGCAAGUCUGGCUUUGAAACACACACAGCCCCCUCCCCCCGACACUUUAUUUCAAAGAAUCCCAGGGAGAGGGAAGAGUUGGAAAGCUGGCAGGAAAGAAAGCAGGAGAGCUGCCUUGUCGUCCUCUCCUCAAAGCCAGUUGGAGGUGGCUUCAUUCCGCAGAUUUUGUGAGGUUCCUAUUGUUUCCACCUGACCUCUGACGUGUGGAUGCCCAGACCACGGUUACCCUGCCCCUCCUGUAUGCCAGGACCUGGGCUCCGCACUUCACAGGCAUCAGCCCGUGGGCCCCUCAUCACUCCCCAAGGGAGUGUGCAUUGGUGUCCCCAUUUUUCAGACGAGGAGUCUGAGACUCAGAGUUUAAGGGACUUCCAAAGUCCCAGAGGUCACACACGAUGGAGAAGGAUUCAGAGCCAGGGCCUCGCUCUUCCUUCUGCCUCAAAGAUCUCAGCAUCGCUAGCCCACGACCAGCCACAGAGCGCGAGCUCAGCUAGCAGGCCCCUCCACGUCCCAGAGCCAGCUGGUGAGCGGGAAGGGCCAGCAGCCCUUGGUGGGCCAUCAGUCUGGCCAUCUGUCUCAUCGCAGAAGCAAACCGUGCCUUCUGGCUCUGCGCCCCAUGUUCCUAACAUUGCCGCAGACCCACAGCAUCAGCGGGAGUGUGGGCCUGCCUGCUGGAUGCUGCUGCUGCCUGUCCCUGCUCCACCUCCCACCAGAGCUGAGUCAUCCCAGUGCAAAUACAGUCACAGACUCUGUGAUGUGGGACCUCAUGCUGACUCUCAGAAGGACAGCUCAGAGGUCUGAGGUGUCCCUGGCAGGACCGCCAGCAACUGCAGUGUCCUCGACACAUCCCCACCGUUCUCCACGCCCUGCUCCCGCCUCCAUGGUCUCGCCCCUGAUUUGCUUCACGGCCACUGAACCAGUCACUUUGUAUGCUAUGCUCCUACUGUGAUGGAAAACAAAAGCGAGUAUAACUUAUUUUAUAUCUAUGUUCAGACUAUAGAGAGAAUAUUCUAUGUAUCUAUGAUGUGCCCACUACUGUAGUGCAUUUGUCAUUAGUGUUCAUGUUAAUACAGCACAUGUAUCCUUUGGUA